AAUUGUUAUUUUUUUUUUAAAGUAUGGAAAAACAAUUCCUAGUUCAGUUCAAGUGAAUGUGAGAGUAGUCAUGCCGUGUGUGGUGCUUACAUUCGUGUUAAAUCAAAAUCUGAAUUGAUUGGUAAUGUUCAGCUGCCAUAUUCUUCAUAUAGUAAACCAUGGCUGAAGCCAACCAAGAGUCAUACGGAGAAAAUACUGACAUACAUGAGUCUGGCAAAGAUGGACAUCAUCCAGGGGAAACUAUGGAAGUAGAAACGGGAACUAUAAAUGAAGAUCAAGACUCGUAUGAAUCUAUUGAGAGAUCAAACAAUCAGCUACUAGAUAGCGAACUGGUAGAUGCUAAAAAUGAAGACAUUGAGGUGAAGACAAUUUAUGAAGUAUCAGUGGGACAACAAACUGAUCCACCUGAGGAUCUGGAAACUGUAAUUCCAAAUGAACACGGGGAAGAUACAAGUGAAGGUUUAACCAAAGAAGAAGGACUGAGCCAGGCUGAUGAUGAGGAAGAAGACAAUGCUGCUGUUGUACCUUUUGAGGAUGUGGACACAACAACUACAUGUGGAAAGGCUGAGGACAAUCUACAGCAGAAUGGGAAUGAAUUAACAAUAGAGCAUCCUGAGCAGAAGGCCUCUGUGACUUCUGAUCAAGAACAAACUUUACAGUUACAACCUGAAGUUGAAAUACAGUCAGAGGACGAAAAGCCAUCUGAAAAUGAUUUACAGGGAAAUGCUACCGAGAUCCCUUCUGUCAAUAAGGAAGCUGAUCAAGUAGAUGACUCUUUAGUAUACACUGCCACCCCUAGGACAGUAUUUGAAGAUACAAAUGCAACUUUCACAGACAAACCACUUAACUUGUCAUGGUCAUAUGGUAUGAACAACACCAUCCCAGUGUACAAUCUGCAUGCGGAAGAUCAGCAAGUAAUCGUGUAUGUUUGUGCUCACACAGCUGUGAUCCAUGACUUCCAACAGAACCGCCAGCGCCAUUUACAGGGCCAUUGUAGCUGCAUUUCUUGUAUGUGUAUGAGUGAGGAUAAAAGAUGGAUUGCUACAGCUGACCAAGGACCAGACAGCCUCAUAAUUGUAUGGGAUUCAUUUUCUGGGAUCCCUGUGCACACCAUAUUUGACAGCCAUCCAGAAGGCGGUGUAAUUAAUAUUGCUAUGUCUCAGAAUGCUAAGUAUUUGGCAACUAUUGGAGGUGAAACAAAUCAGAAAGUCUGCAUUUGGGAUUGGACAACCGGUGAGCAAAAGCCAGUCUGCAGUGUGGCUCUGGAUCCUCAGUUUGGUCUACAGAAAUACAUUCUGUUUAAUCCUCAAGACCACACGCAGUUAAUAACCAACAGUGAAACUCAAGUGGUGUUUUAUGCAUGGGUGAAUGCCAGUUUGGAUUACGUUGCACCGGCUUUGGACGACAAAACAUUUAAUAAAAUCGUGGGUGAGUUUAGCCAAUCAGUUUUUGACUUUAGCGCAAAAAGAGCUAUGACAGGAACCUUUGCAGGAAAUCUUGUUGUCUGGGAGACCACCUGCCCUGCAUCUACAAAGGGAAAGCUUUCCAUACAACCACACAACAAGAAAGCAUUAAAGCUAAUGCACUUGCAGAAAGAUGGCAUUACUGUGCUCACUGUUCAUGACAGAUAUUUUGUAACGGGUGAUGUGAGGGGUCAUGUAAAAUUCUAUGAUCAAAGACUGCAGCUUGUAAACUGGUACAGCCAUUUUAACCUGGACUCAAUCCGUUCAAUCUCGUUCUCAACUUGUCCUCCAACAUUAGCUAGUGAUAAGACAAAAUACCCUCAAGACUGUUCCAUAAGAGGUGAUCAGUUUGCUAUCAGCAAUUUCAUAGUAUCCACAUCAAAUGCUGUAGUGCUACAAGUGUAUGCAGAUGGUACAAGGCUAAAAAAAUGUUUACAGGAUUCCAGUGAAGCUGUCCACGCCCUGGCCUGUCAUCCUUGCAAGACUCAAAUUGCUAUUGGAAAUUAUAAUGGAGUCCUCAAAAUCUGGGACUACAAGAACCAAAGUCAUGUAAUCAGUAGAAUUUUUGGGAACGGAAAACGUUUACAGUGUAUUUCAUUUGAUCCUAAAGGCUUCUUGUUGGCAGCUGGUUUUACUGACGGUAGCAUCCAAAUCUUAGACACCAUUACCCUGGCAGAUGAAAUUGCUGAACCUUUCAAGUACGCCAGUGUAUCUAUAACUCACAUACAUUUCUCUCCUGAUUCUCAGUAUCUUGUGACAGCUGAUGAAGAUUUCACAGUAACACUGUUUAAACUGGUAACCCAAACUGGUGGAGCAACUUGGCAAUACUUUGGAAGAUACCGGAGUCAUUACAAGCCAAUACAGAGUUUAAUAUUUGGUGUUAAACUAGAUAGUGAUGAACCUAGACUUUUGUCACUUGGCACAGAUAGGAUAUUGGUUGAAUAUGAUCUUGUCAACAGCAGUAAAGACCAUCUUUCUAUAGCCAGCAGUGACCGUACUGAGCAGAGUGCAGUCCCACAGUGUUUAGCUUGGUACCCGCCAAUUACUAAAGAGUGUUUUCUUCUUGUAGCGAAUGAUCAGUACAAGAUGAAGCUUUACAAUGCAACAACAAAAAUGUGCAGAAAGACACUAUUGGGCCCGGCAUUUGGUUCUCCUGUUAGAAAAAUGGAAGUUCUUUCUUUGAUUACAAGUGACACUAAUAAGGCGUAUUUAGCCUACAUUACAGAUGAUAAGGUUGGACUUCAGAUUUUACCAGUUGAUGGAAACCCACAUAAGUCUACUGCCCUCAUAUGCCAUCCAGAUGGGGUGUCCAAUCUUGCCUGCUCACAUGAUGGUCAAUAUCUGUUUACCGCUGGAGGGAAGGAUUGUGCGGUAAUGAUGUGGAAAACAAACCUCCAAUCACUGGAGGCCGUUGCUUCCCUUGGGGGAGAUGGUCUGACCCCAUUCUAUGGUCUACUGCAAGGAGGGCAAGAUGGGACUUUAUUUAAAGAGCUGGAAGAUUACUUCUAUUAUGCACAGCUACGUAGCCAGGGGAUUGAUACAAUGGAGGCUAGAAAUGUGUCCACACAUAUCCCCUUGAAGGAAAUUCCUUUUAUCAUGAGAGCGCUGGGAUUCUACCCAUCGGAGCAAGAGGUGGAAAAUAUGCUAAAUGAAGUCAAAUUUAGUGAGUAUGUCGAUACAGGAAAGCAAGUCACAGAGAUCAAUUUAGGGGACUUCAUAAAACUUUACAUUAAUCACAGACCAGCAUUUGGAAUUAACAUGAAAGAAGUAGAAUAUGCAUUUCAAGUGCUUGGAUUUAGUAAUGAGAAAAAAGAACCAAUAGUCAGCAGAGGGGCCUUACUACAGCUGCUUCAAACAAAAGGUGAGCACAUGACCGAGGAAGAGCUUGCUGAGUACCUGAGCACCUUAUUGGGACUGAAUCCAGAAGGAGGAAGCUCGGAGCUAAGUAAUCACAGCGUAAUAGGUGCAGCAGAAUUGUUUGAACAAGAAAUCCCAGAAGAAAUCACAACACAUAUGUUUACCGCUGAAAUUCUUGGCUUACCUAUUCAUACAGUAGAGUCUUAUGAAGAACACCCUGCAACUGAUCUGGUUUUAUCUUAG
This is a messenger RNA of Bombina bombina (fire-bellied toad), 3563 nucleotides long. It is a transcript of the gene CFAP251, whose product is annotated as cilia and flagella associated protein 251. Gene Ontology annotation, molecular function: protein binding. The record is from RefSeq and is a predicted model, not a curated record. Bases 159 to 3563 code for a protein of 1134 amino acids. Gene Ontology annotation, cellular component: sperm flagellum. NCBI's taxonomy places the organism in Eukaryota, Metazoa, Chordata, Amphibia, Anura, Bombinatoridae. The transcript is spliced from 22 exons.